AUGUCACAGUUUUACAGAAUCACCCAACUUAGAUCAACCAUUGGGAUGCCACCUCAGGUGCGCAAGAACAUCCAGGCAUUAGGAUUGAGAAAAAGAAACCAGGUCAUAUAUCAUAAAGUAUCUCCAAGCAUAGCACAUACCUUAGCCAAAGUGAAGGAACUUGUCAAGAUAGAUUUGGUUAAUGAAUAUAAAACUGCCACUCAGAUCAACCAAGAGAGAAAAUUCAAACCAGGCUUUCAAAUCGAAAAAGGCAGCUUUUUAAAAUCCUCUUAUGAAUAA
Messenger RNA from Hyphopichia burtonii NRRL Y-1933, 279 nucleotides. It is a transcript of the gene MRPL33, whose product is annotated as mitochondrial 54S ribosomal protein uL30m. The record is from RefSeq and is a predicted model, not a curated record. Gene Ontology annotation, molecular function: structural constituent of ribosome. Gene Ontology annotation, cellular component: mitochondrion; large ribosomal subunit. Bases 1 to 279 code for a protein of 92 amino acids. The transcript has a single exon. NCBI's taxonomy places the organism in Eukaryota, Fungi, Ascomycota, Pichiomycetes, Serinales, Debaryomycetaceae. Gene Ontology annotation, biological process: translation.